Molecule: messenger RNA, 1892 nt
Organism: Myiozetetes cayanensis
Lineage: Eukaryota; Metazoa; Chordata; Aves; Passeriformes; Tyrannidae
Gene: VDAC3
Product: voltage dependent anion channel 3
Exons: 7
Coding region: 742-1491 (249 amino acids)
Biological process (GO): monoatomic anion transmembrane transport
Cellular component (GO): mitochondrial outer membrane
Molecular function (GO): voltage-gated monoatomic anion channel activity
Source: RefSeq, a predicted model, not a curated record
UUGAGUCUGGAAGGACUUUUAUCCAGAAGGCCAAGCGGCAAAUAAGCACCACAGUUUAACUUAACUUCAUUUUCACUGUGGUUACACUUCAAGACUUAAUUAAAACUAAACAGUCCUUCUGCAGUACCUUUUACGUAGAAUUUGAGGGCCUAAUUAAACUUUAGCACUUCAAGUAACUAGAAGAUGUUAUGAUCCACACUGUAAUGAUGGAGAAGUGGAGCUUCCUCACAAUUUCACAGGAGGCAAAACCAGGGAUGGGCUUCAUAAUUUCGAUCUUUAACCACAGGCAAAUGUUGUUUACUAAAUAAUAUUUUUCUUACACUGACUCUCAGUUCUGUGCAUGCUCUCACUUGAUGCUCUUCUGAUUGAUAAGAUGGUGCUGCUUUUCAGCCUCCUUCAUAAACAUAUUUGCCUUAGCUCCUCCCUCCUUCUCUUGCAUUCUUAUCAUGCAAGUGGGGUAAGUCCUUAUUUCUGUACUGCUGUACUCUGUCUCAGUUGUGCUUUCGAUGGGUUCCUUGCACUGUGCACCAGCACACGUGGGUGUGUGGUCUCUGUAUCUCCACGCCAUGUGCAGCUGCCCCCACUUACUGACAUCUCAUAUUGAUAUGCAGUUCUCCUGGCUGGAAGUUUUGAUUCUCAGAUAAAAAAUAUGCAAAUAGUUAAUUACGCUGUGUGAUGGAACAUGAACAACUGUAGUGAGUUCUAAAAUGGGCUUUUUCUUUUCCAUGUGAUUUUCACUGGAUGUUUAUCCAGCUGGACUUCACUGCAACUGGCUCUUCCAACACGGACACGGGCAAGGCUUCGGGCAGUCUAGAGACCAAGUACAAGAUGAAAGAGCACGGACUGACGUUCACCCAGAAGUGGAACACAGAUAACACGUUGGGAACAGAAGUUGCUGUGGAGGAUCAGUUGGCUGGAGGAUUGAAGGUGGCUCUUGACACUACAUUUGUACCGAACACAGGGAAGAAGAGUGCAAAGUUGAAGACCUCCUACAAAAGAGAAUAUAUAAAUGUAGGCUGCAACAUAGACAUUGAUCUCGCUGGGCCAACCGUUUAUGGCUGGGCGGUGCUGGGCUAUGAAGGCUGGCUCGCUGGCUACCAGAUGGCUUUUGAUACAGCCAAGUAUAAGCUUUCACAAAAUAACUUUGCCUUGGGAUAUAAGGCAGGAGACUUUCAGCUGCACACUAAUGUGAAUGAUGGCACCGAGUUCGGUGGGUCUAUUUAUCAGAAGGUUAAUAAUAAGGUUGAGACAUCAGUCAAUCUUGCAUGGACUGCUGGCAGUAACAACACACGUUUUGGUAUUGCUGCAAAGUACCAGCUGGACGACAAGACUUCUGUUGUGGGUAAAGUGAACAAUGCCAGCCUCAUUGGACUUGGGUACACUCACACCCUCCGACCUGGUGUUAAACUGACCGUCUCAGGCUUGAUUGAUGGCAAGAAUUUCAAUGCUGGAGGUCACAAAGUUGGGCUGGGAUUUGAGCUGGAAGCUUAACACAGCUGUGAGUAAAACAACUGGUGGUGCUCUGGAAGAUGAAGGAAAAGUAUACCCAGUGUGUUUCGGCCUUAAUAUACUCUGAAAUUUGAAGAAGUGUGAACUUUCUGCUCUUCCAAAGAACGACUUUAACCCACUGCUGAAGGUCCAGAGAGUGCCAGCACAACAGAGGAAGACACUUGAAGGCAUGCAUGGAAGUUGUGAUGUUUGUGCCACAUUUCAGUUUCCUGUAUUUUAAAUCUGUUCCUAAAAAACAGAAGAAAAUCCAACCUCUCCCCCUUAUUGUAUUGCAUUUUGCAUGUCCUGUACUCCACAGCCUUUUAUAAAAGGUGGUCUCUGUGCUGUAGUGGAAAUUUGGGAUUACAUCAGAAUGAAAUAAAUUGGUCCGAGUCGGAACAGAA